AACCGUCUUAAAACCACAACGAAGUCCACAACACUGCGCAUGCGCUACUGUCAUUCUGCACCGGACCUUGAGAAGAAGCUGUUGCUGUUAGCUAAACAUGCUAAAUAACACCUGAGGAUCGGUCAGCUGUGGCUGAGUCAUCGUGUUUGCUCCAUAUGGAUCUGGACAGGAUGAAUACAGCAGAUGUUCAGUUGAUGGUGCUGGUUAAAGAAGAAGCACCUGAAGAAUGGAGUGCUGCUGUGGACCAGAAGGACCCAAAUUACCUCGACAUAAAGGAGGAAGAGGAAGAACUCUGGAAAAGUCUGAAGGGAGAGCAGCUCCAUUUAAAGGAGGAGACUGAUACUGCCAGGUUUCCAUGUGCUGUAGCUUCUGUAAAGAGUGAGGGUGAAGAUAAACCUCUGUUAUCACAGCUUCAUCAGCAGCAAACAGAAGACAGAGAUGUUCCAACCAGCAGCUCGGCUGACCAGAUGACAGCAGAAACUGGUGGAGGAUCAGAAACUAUCAGGAACCCAGAUCUGAACCCUCAUAAACAUACAUCUAAUUCUUCAGAAGUGGAAGUUAGUGGAGAUAAUGAAGAGGAUGUGGAUUUAAAUCUAGACUCUAGGCCUGAAACUGGAGGCAGAGACAUGUACUGGAAUGAGACCAGGGAGUUUGAGUCAGAUGUUAAGACUGACAACAAAUCCUUUAGCUGCUUUGAGUGUGGCAAACAAUUUCUCCACAAGCGGUCUCUCCAUAAACAUUUGAGAGUCACAGGUCAUGUUGAUUCAUGCAGAAAAGUUCAGACAGAACUAAAAUUGUUUAAUUGUGACAACUGUGGACAAAGAUUUAGUAAGAAAUCAAAUUUAAACAGACACAUGAGUGUCCACACGGGAGUGAAGCCCUUUGCCUGUGAGUUCUGGGGACAAAGUUUUAGACAAAAGACACAUUUAAAAAGACACAUGAGAGUCCACACAGGACAGAAACCUUUUCACUGUGAACUUUGUAAACAAAAGUUUAGUCGUAAGUCAAAUUUAAAAGUUCACAUGAGAGUCCACACAGGACAGAAACCUUAUGCGUGUGAGUUCUGUGGACAAAGAUUUAGUCAACAGUCAAUUUUAAAAAGUCACACAAGAGUCCACACAGGGCAGAAGUCUUAUGCUUGCGAGCUCUGUGGACAAAGAUUAAGUCGUAAAUCAAAUUUGGAAGUUCACAUGAGAGUCCACACAGGACAGAAGCCUUUUGCCUGUGAGUUUUGUGAAAAAAGAUUUAGCCAAAAGACACAUUUAAACAAACACAUGAGAAUCCACACAGGACAGAAGCCCUAUGCUUGUGAGCUUUGUGGACAAAUGUUUGGACAAAAGACAGAUUUAAACAGACACAUGGGAGUCCACACAGAACAGAAGCCUUACGCUUGUGAGCACUGUGACCGAAGAUUUAAACAAAAGAGAGAUUUAAACAGACACAUAAGAGUCCACACAGGACAGAAGCCUUAUGCUUGUGAGCUCUGUGGACAAAGAUUUGGACAAAUGUCAGAUUUAAACAGACACAUGAGAGUCCAUACAGAACAGAAGCCUUAUGCUUGUGAGCUCUGUGGACAAAGAUUUCGACAAAAGACGCAUGUAAACCAACACAUGAGAGUCCACACAGGACAGAAGCCUUAUGCUUGUGAGCUCUGUGGACAAAGAUUUGGACAAAAGACAGAUUUAAACAGACACAUGAAAGUCCAUACAGGACAGAAACCUUAUGUAUGUGAGCUUUGUGGACAAACAUUUAGUCGUAAAUCAAACUUAAACAGCCACAUGAGUGUCCAUACAGGACUAACAGUACUAAUUUAACUACAAAAGUAUGAAACUAGGAUUGGGAUAAUAUUACAUGUAACUUCUACCGUAUCAUGUUUAGUAACUGUAAUUCUGGUUCCAUUUUGUGACACGUAAUUCUCGUUUUGUAACACAACUUUUGUUUAGUAACACGUAACUUUUGGUACGUAACAUGAAUCUUUCGUUUUGUAACUUGAAGAAAAAGGGUCAAUGUACAAGUUUCAACUCACAACUCUCAAAACACACAUCUUACUUUACAGUUACAAAACCUAAGUCAACAAGUAAAAAACAUGUUGUCCCAAUUCUAGCUUCUUUCCCAAAGAACCAAUGACGGGCUUUGUCUCACCAGCCAACCACGAGUAGGGUUGUCACGGUGUGAAAAUUUAACCUCACGGUUAUUGUCACCAAAAUUACCACGGUUUUCGGUAUUAUCGCAGUAUUUUUUUAAACGUGUUACAUUUUCAUACAACUAAGUAAAGCCUGUAUAUAGGGCUGCCCGAUUAUGGCAAAAAUAAUAAUCACGAUUAUGGUGACUGAAAUUGAGAUCACGAUUAUUUAGGACGAUUUUUCUAUUUAUGUUGAUUUUAUUUGUUUUUAUUCAGUCAUAAAAUUGCUCAGGGCACAAUCAGGACAAAAAUAAAUAAGAAACAAGAUGAUCACUAAAAUAACUCCUGAUUCCCUGUAUAAAAAGACCAAUAUACUUAUAGCUCAUAGCUCAUAGUCUAUGACCCAAGGGCAUAGACCUUGGUUUAACUCAUUUAAGUCUAACCAGUACAGACCCAAAUACCAAUGUCUUGCAAAUACUGACAGCAAGAAUUAUACAGUGGCAUUUAUAACAAAUAAAUGCAAAUAAAUUGAUGUUCACAAAAUGUUGCAUAACAUUUAUUUAGUCGUGUCAAGGUGCUGUAGGAGAAUACACUAGCACCGUGUCCUCAGAGAGAUUGGUUAUUAUUUAUCAGCAUGAGGAACUUACUUCUAUCUAUUUCUACCUUAUUUAUAAACUAUUUAUUUACAGGUCCAUCAGUUAAUGUAAUAAUUGUCCCAACCACAGCUGCACCCCCAACCCGGGCUCACAGCAAUCGGGCCAAGCUGCACGUAUGUUUAGCACGCCGCACGCGCACAUUUAGCCGUUUUUAGCGGCUCAGGAGUCCACAGGUGUGUGUGUCACUCACUCUGGUUAAUCCAACAGGGAACCGGCUCCGAGAGCUGUUUCUUUAGCGACUGACACAUCACUACAUCAUUCCCUUUCCUAAUGUCCUGAAGAACGGUCCGGAGUGCAGGCGGAGUGUUUUGCUAACCUGCAGGAAAUGUCGAUGACAGUUAUCCAGAAAGUAGCUAAGGGUUACCAGAGAUGUUUCUGAGGUGUUCGCUAGGUACUUUUAAGAUUUAAAAAGUCAAGAAGGGGGUCUGAAAAGCUACUAGAAAUAGCGUCAAAGUCGCUAAGUUGGCAACACUGUGGGAGGAGCGCUUCAUUUGCAACUCAGGGCAGCGCAAGUGGGAGGAGCAAAUAAUCGGCUUGUUUUGUUUUUUAAAAUCGUUCAAAACUCAGAUCGUAAUCGUGAUUAAAAUUCGAUUAAUUGAGCAGCCCUACCUGUAUAUCAGGAAAAUAUUGUCCUCAGUUUGUGUCUAAAUUUUGCCUAAAAUGUGUUAUUUUGUAAUUUUGUUGUUUAUUUGUUUAUAUUUUUUCCCUUUAGUCUUUAAAAUGCCAAUAUUUGCCCAUAACUUCUUAUUUUUUGUCUGUUUGAUGUCAUCAUUUAAAAAUAUUAGACCAGAUGAUACUCAGUACUCAAGUAGCCUUCUAAUCAGUUACUUUUUUACCCUUACUUGAGUAAUAAACCCUAUAUCAGGAAAAUGUUGUCCUCGGUUUGUGUCCUUCCAGUGAGCUUUGCAGAUGUGGGAAAAUGUCAUCAGGCAGUAAUUGUUGUUAAAUUCAUAAUUAUUCUCGGAGAGAGACCAACUCUUAUCUGUCCCUGGGUGCCCCGUAAUGCAUAGCGUCAUUUCAACAUGGGGGUGUACGCGACACGCUUUAUAUGCAGGUAGCGGCGCGGUAGCUGCAUUCUCCCUCAACCCAAAUCCUCGGAUCACACAUUUUAGCUAAAAUGCUAACGUUAGCUUGCCUUGCGUUGACUGUAGAGUUGUGGGUGAUGGUCACGCAGGUGUGUCAUGAGAUUUGAAGCGUUGAUGCCUUUCACAGACACUUUUUCUGCACAUGCUGCAAACAGGAUAGCUGUCUUCUAUCAACUGUCCCUCGGCAUUCUACAAAUUUCCAAAAAAUGCCUGUACUUCCCACUUUGUCUUCUUUGAGGGAUAAAAAAUGUCCUCCUGAGCGCUGCCGUCUCCUCCUUUGGCCAUUAUUUCAGCUUUAGCUUCAAGAAAGUUUUGGUUGUAAACAACAAAGUGCGCAUGUGCCGCCAGCAACUUCAACAGAUACGGUGGCUGGUAAGGGUCACCGCACCUACACCGCAGCCACGGUAAACCUACCGAGAUAUAUAUUUUUUAAAACAAGACGGUUAUUAUUAUUGUCAACUUUUUCACCGGGGUUUACUGCUACACCGGUUACCGUGACAACCCUAAUCACGAGUCUUGGAUUCCUAUCCAAUCAUGGCAAGAGGGCAGAGGCCUGUUGUACUACUCACAACCAAACUUGCUUACAUUUUUUCUCUUUACCAGUAAAUCACAAACUAUGAUUUUUGGAACCUGAUAAUAGUCUAGACUAAUCUUGUCCAGUUUUGAAAUGUGUAGGUGUUGUAGUCUUUGCACAUUUGCAUUUUUUAUAUAAUUUAUAGAACACAUUUUGUGUAAAUAGGUCAAAUGAAAAUAAAACUGGGUAUAAACAAAAAGGUGGCUAUAUCUUGAUCGUGUCUGGACAUGCAGGGAAGAUCAUUUUUUAUUCUCUCAUGAGACUUUGGCUCCCACGAUGUGGAUGGAUCAUCCUCUUGAGCUUUCUACAUGGCUGUAAACUAUUGUCUUCGGCAUAACUUAUUAGCUAAAACCUGUAAAAUUGUACGUUACUGUCCUUUCAUCUACUUGUGCGGCAUACAGCACUGCAUCUGUUAACCAUGCUGAUGAUUUCAUUUAGUUGCUAUUUAGUGCACUUUACACAACUGUGGUCAACAGGGAUUUGCCAUCUUCUUGCUCUAGCCAGAAGCUGGGGGGUGGGGCUUGGGCCUGUGAUGUCAUAUGUCAAGAGGUAUAUAGAACUUGGUCUUUAUUCUUAUAAUGCCUAAUGUGAGUGUAAAUAGAUUCUUUAUUAUACAUUCAUACUGGCCUGUAAGUGCACCAGGUCACUGCUAACAUCUAUCCUUCUCACCUUUUUCACCUUGACCUGUUUUCAUGUCUGAAUAAAAUAAAGACCCAGUCGGUGCAAAGCUA
Nothobranchius furzeri (turquoise killifish) is the source of this 5168-nucleotide messenger RNA. NCBI's taxonomy places the organism in Eukaryota, Metazoa, Chordata, Actinopteri, Cyprinodontiformes, Nothobranchiidae. The record is from RefSeq and is a predicted model, not a curated record.